GUGAUUCCAUUAUUUUCAGAGGAGUUUGUCAGACCUGUAGCCUCAUUCAUAUCAUGAAAUGCCCUUACAUAUCUCCCAUUUUUAUAGUCAAAGUCAUAGGGGGCCUGGGGGUAUGGUCUUCCGUUGGCAAUAAUACUAAUUUCUCUAACAUUAAAAUGUUGGAAAUUAAAAGGACUUCUGGCUAUCGACCCAACAUAAUCCGAGUUUGAAACUAGACCAAGGGUAAUUCUUCUGGGAAUUUGGUCCAUGAACAAAUUUGCGUUAAAUUCAUAUCUACCCUGACUUAUGAAAAGUGGUUUCAUCAUAGUCUUUCUUAUUGAAUAUCUUGCAGGUUUAGUUUCAAGUUUUUUAGCAAUAUCAAGAGAGAGCCCGUCCAUCAGAUCAACUUUUUUAACGUACAAUUUACAACUUACAAUUUCAAAGUUGUAAGUUAUUGGCUGUUCAACCCCAAGUACUGGAGGAGCAAUUAAUACAAAUUUCAUGUCAUUUGGAAGUAUUUCAACAUCAAUUUCGCAAUGAUUUAUUAGAUAG
Molecule: messenger RNA, 531 nt
Organism: Meloidogyne enterolobii
Lineage: Eukaryota; Metazoa; Nematoda; Chromadorea; Rhabditida; Meloidogynidae
Source: the annotation of a GenBank genome assembly